AUGAGUGGGUUAUACGGCCUUCUCUUCACCAAGUUGACGUUACCGUCCCCAUCUUUCAUCCAGGGGAAGACCAUUCUGAUCACUGGUGCUAAUACCGGGCUCGGUCGGGAAGCUGCCAGGCAUGCACUUGCCUUGGGCGCUGACACAAUCAUUCUGGGCGUUCGCACUCUGAGCAAAGGCGAAGAGGCCAAAGCUAACAUCGAAGCGAGCACCGGCUGUGCUGACAAGGAUAAGGUUCUCGUAUGGCCUAUCAAUCUCGAAUCAUUUGCCAGCGUCCAGGCAUUUGCAGCCAGGGUUCGCAAACAUGUGUCGGAUGGAGGCCGACUGGACAUGGCCAUUAUGAAUGCAGGGAUUGCAUCGGUCGAAUACGCUGCUACCAGAGAUGGCUGGGAGAAGGGAAUUCAGGUGAACGUGUUGUCGAUUGCGCUUCUUAGCCUGCAACUUCUACCGCUAUUGCUGCGGACAAAGGAGCGGGAUCCCUCAGCGCAACCGCAUCUAGCCAUCCUCACGAGCGACAUUCACAAGUCAAUCAAAUUUCCCGAACGAUACGGGGACCAGAUUCUUUCUGUCCUGAACGAGGAACAACAGUGGCAGAUAUCUCAAGCUGUGGGUGGACCCACCGAGCGCUACGGGGUCACCAAGCUGAUGGAUUUGUUUAUCACUAUGGAAUUGGCUCGACUGGUACCACGUGACGCGCAUGCAGAGCCGCUCGUGGUCGUGAAUGCGGUAACACCCGGAUUUUGCAAAUCGGAUCUCCUUACUAGGGAGAAGGCACCAUGGAUCCUGAAAUUGGUCCAGGCUUUGAUUGCCAGGACGGUGGAGGAAGGCAGCAAAACUUUGUUGCAUGCAGUAACGCAGGGGUCGAAGUCUCAUGGGAAGUGGUUGGAAAACCAGGCCAUCGCAGACCCCGGUAAGAUUGUGACGGACUUUGAAGCGGUGGAUGUGAGGGAGAAGGUAUGGGCGGAGAUCACCACAUUUUUGCGGACCAUUGAUCCGGAGAUCCAAACUGAGUACUGA
Penicillium hordei is the source of this 1017-nucleotide messenger RNA. RefSeq names its product NAD(P)-binding protein. Lineage: Eukaryota; Fungi; Ascomycota; Eurotiomycetes; Eurotiales; Aspergillaceae. The record is from RefSeq and is a predicted model, not a curated record. The transcript is spliced from 2 exons. Bases 1 to 1017 code for a protein of 338 amino acids.